Molecule: messenger RNA, 723 nt
Organism: Maudiozyma barnettii
Lineage: Eukaryota; Fungi; Ascomycota; Saccharomycetes; Saccharomycetales; Saccharomycetaceae
Gene: CAB5
Product: putative dephospho-CoA kinase
Exons: 1
Coding region: 1-723 (240 amino acids)
Biological process (GO): coenzyme A biosynthetic process
Molecular function (GO): ATP binding; dephospho-CoA kinase activity
Source: RefSeq, a predicted model, not a curated record
AUGCUUAUUAUUGGUUUGACAGGUGGUAUUGCCUGUGGUAAGAGUACUGUCUCAAGAAGAUUCAAGGAUAAAUACAAGAUUCCAAUUGUUGAUGCUGAUAAGAUAUCGAGAGAUGUGGUUGAACCUGGUACUAAAGUCUAUCAAGGUAUUGUAAAUCACUUUAAGGGUAAAAUCUCCGAACUUUUGAUGGACGAUGGUCAUUUAAAUAGACAAAUGUUGGGUAAAUAUGUUUUCAGUCAUCCUGAAGAUUUAAAGGUUCUUAAUGAUUUGACACACCCAGCCAUUAGAUACGCUAUGUUAAGAGAAGUAUUAGGAUAUUAUAUACGUGGUUAUAGUAUGUGUGUAUUAGAUGUUCCAUUGUUGUUUGAAGGUGGAUUAGAUUCAUUUUGUGGAGUGACAAUUAGUGUAGUCUGUGAAAACGAAACACAAUUGGAAAGAUUACAAGUAAGGGAUAUUACAUUAAGUAUAGAAGAUGCAAGGAAUAGAAUUAAAUCCCAGAUGCCUAUGGAGCAAAGAGUUGAGGUUAGCGAUUACGUUUUAGAAAAUGAUAAAUCGGUCGUUUAUUUGUAUCAAGAGAUUGAUACCUUGAUGAAGAAGAUUAAGCCAACAGCUUUGAGGGCAAUGUUAGAAUAUUUCCCACCUUUUGGAGUAGUAAGUGCAAGCGCUAUAGUGGCAGCCAAAUAUAUACAUGGGAAACCAAGAUAUAUAAAGAAAAUAAGUUAA